Messenger RNA from Yamadazyma tenuis ATCC 10573, 870 nucleotides. Its product is annotated as NADPH-dependent 1-acyl dihydroxyacetone phosphate reductase. The record is from RefSeq and is a predicted model, not a curated record. Gene Ontology annotation, cellular component: lipid droplet; endoplasmic reticulum. Gene Ontology annotation, molecular function: triacylglycerol lipase activity; acylglycerone-phosphate reductase (NADP+) activity. Gene Ontology annotation, biological process: triglyceride catabolic process; phosphatidic acid biosynthetic process. Lineage: Eukaryota; Fungi; Ascomycota; Pichiomycetes; Serinales; Debaryomycetaceae.
AUGCCGAAUAACCGGUCUGUGCUUGUCACAGGAGCAUCAUCGGGAAUUGGCUUUGCAGUUGCAAAAGAAUUUUCGAGCAGAGGAUAUAAGGUCAUUGCUGGGGCUAGAAGGUUGUCUUCUAUGGAGGAAUUGGCCCAAUUGAAUGUGAAGACAAUCGAAUUGGAUAUCACUUCUCUCGAAUCCGUCAAAAAAUUAAAGCUACUAAUCGAGGCCGAAUAUAAUGGAGAGCUCAUGUAUUUAUUGAACAAUGCUGGACAAGCUUGUAUGGCUCCAGCAAUGGAGGUAUCUGACGAAAGGGCUGAACAAUGUCUUCAAGUUAACCUAUUGAGCCAAAUCAGGGUUACCAGAGAACUAACUCCAUAUGUUAUUAAUGCCAAAGGUGCUAUAGGCUUCACAGGAUCUAUUGCUGGUAUUACAAACCUUCCUUUUGUGUCAAUGUACUCCUGUGCGAAGGCUGCCCUUCUGUCUUAUGCCUCAAGUUUAGCAUACGAGUUAGAGCCAUUUGAUGUUAAAGUUCUUCACUUCAUCACAGGUUCAGUUCCCACUGGGUUCACCGAUAGUGUGAAAUUCGAAACUUCUUAUUAUGAUGAAGAAGGACUAGAAGAUUACUUUGCCGCAAGAUCUGAUUUCGGGAAGAAGGGUCCAACACCAGAAAUCCAUGCCGAGAAGAUCGUCAAUGAUUUUGAAAGUUCUAAACUAGGUGUUGUUGACUACUACAGGGGUGGCAAGGCUUUGUUUGUAUGGUCAACAAAGUUCAUGCCCAGGUUUCUAUUUUCGUUCAUGUUCGUGCGUGCUUUGAACUUACAGAAACUAUUCAGCAACAUCAGGAAGAAGUACAGUUCUUUGAACCCUCUUAGACACAAGAGUUAG